This is a messenger RNA of Elgaria multicarinata webbii, 2420 nucleotides long. It is a transcript of the gene KLF1, whose product is annotated as KLF transcription factor 1. Gene Ontology annotation, biological process: regulation of transcription by RNA polymerase II. Gene Ontology annotation, molecular function: DNA-binding transcription factor activity, RNA polymerase II-specific; RNA polymerase II cis-regulatory region sequence-specific DNA binding. NCBI's taxonomy places the organism in Eukaryota, Metazoa, Chordata, Lepidosauria, Squamata, Anguidae. The transcript has 4 exons. Bases 512 to 1687 code for a protein of 391 amino acids. The record is from RefSeq and is a predicted model, not a curated record.
UUUUAAUGCACAUCCUAGAUUAUCAUUAAAACAUGCAUCUUGUUAAACAGCGUUGAGUUCUCUUAGCAGUGUUCCUAAAUUCUAUGACUAGAACAAAUUACCCAGAGGGAGAAAGUCAUAUCAUCUAUUCUGCUUGCCUUUGUUUUUAUAACCCUGACAAGUUUUUUGGCUCUAACUGUGGUGGGAUAAAGAUUCUUGUGAGAAAGUGGGAAUGUAUCUAUACUGACUAUCCCAUUCUUCCUCACAAAGAGCCCAGGGCAGCUAACAACUUAUAUAAAACACAAAUGCGCCAAUAAAUGACUUAAAAACCCUAACUCUAAAAUCACAAAUACAAAAUCCUAACUCUAAAAUCACAAAUACAGAAUAACCUACAAUAAAACCGUUGUCAUAAUUAAAAAAACAACACCUACAGAGCACUUGCCUAUACCUAAAAGCCUGCACAAAUAAAUAGAUCUUUAACUUGCACCGUAAUGACCGUAGCGUGGAGGACAACUGAAUACAGAGGUUCCUCAUGUGCCAAGGAAGGUGGAGAAGUACUGUAUACUGCCCUGCCUUUUUUCCAUCUCGGAAUGCAAAGCGGCAUAGAUGGGGUUCUCCACUGCUGUGCCAUCCAGGCCCUGAUGAGAUCCAGACCUGCUUAGCUUCAUGGUGGGAAAUGGAGGCUUCUCCAGACCCUUCAUCUCCAGGGUUCUUGGAGGUGACCCAGCCUGAGGGGAUUCAGCAAGUCAAGCAAGAGUGUGAUGAAGCCUGCUGGGACCAUGACUUCCUCCUGAGAAACUUCUCUGUUGUAGAGCAAAGCGCUGGUACCCCUUUGGUAGGCCAGAAGGAACAAUCCUCAGUGUCUGUCUGCCAGACAGUAACCACUGAAGAGGAAACUAGAGAGAGGCUACCAGGACGUCACAGGGUUCCAGAUGUUCCUAGGCCUUCAAGCUUGGACACCAAUUUCCUAUCAGCAGAGAACUCUGUGGACCGUGGCACUCCCGCAUGUAGCUAUGCCCAAGAGGUGACAGAUCCAAGGAAGGGUCUGGUACACUCCAGUAGUCAGGUGCAGCAGUUCCUUGCCCAGGAUGACUGUGGGGCACCUGCUACCAUGACACAGCAUCACGGCGAGCCAAAACAGAGAGCUCUUGGGCAGUAUUACCAGAUAACCUAUGAAGCUUAUAUGCACCCGGGUCCCCCUUUGCUGGGCAAGCAUGCUUCUGACGGUCACCUUCCACCAGUGCAAUCCCAGCUGCAACAUUGCAGUCUGCCGAAUAGCUAUCCCUUUUACCAUGGCCAGUACCAAGCUCGCGUCCAGAUGUAUCAUAAAGAUACAGCUCUGCCUAAUUUGCCCCGUUUGGGGCUCCUGACAUCUACGCCUACCAGGGAAGCCGCAGCCAAGCCAAAGAAGGGACACAAGUCCUGUCCACGCAAGCAGCCUGCAAGCUACAUCUGCAGUCAUCCCAGCUGCGGCAAGUCCUACACCAAGAGCUCCCACCUCAAGGCCCAUCUCCGCACUCACACAGGUGAGAAGCCGUAUCGCUGCUCUUGGGAAGGCUGUGGUUGGAAAUUUACCCGCUCAGACGAGCUGACUCGCCAUUUUCGCAAGCACACUGGGCAACGCCCAUACAAGUGUCACCUCUGCCAAUGGGCUUUCUCCCGCUCGGACCAUCUCUCGUUGCACUUGAAGAGACACUUCGCACGGUAACCACAGACUGUGGUGGAUAUUCCGAGCCUGCAGCAGGUCUCGGAGAGCGGCGGAGUCGUGGUGGGGUGAGGGAUUGGUGAAACUGUAAACCUUUCUCUCCUGGUGGCCCCUUGGGUAUGUAUUUAUUUUCCAGAAAUAACGCACACCUUACUUGUUAUAGGGUUCUAAGACAUGAGACUCCCUGAUUUAAGGCUGUUGGAAUCUCAAAUGUAUAUCCUUAUUUUCUCUAUUGUUUCCCCACCUCAGAAGAAAAAAAAACUUAAAAGAAUUCUGACCCAUAAGACAAAAGCUCAUCUCCAAUAUGAUCAUUCUUUCAAACAGAAACUUGGACACCUUGCUUGUGCAUGUCUUUUCCCCAUGUCUGUUUCUGGUUCACAUCUACAGAUUAAAAACAACAAAACGGGAGAACGGGGUAGCCAGAGGGUGGUCAGGGGGAGGAGAGCCAUUUGCCCUGUUCCUCCCCCCUCCUUGGUGGCUGGCCUGCUGGUGGCAGCAAUUCCGCAUUGGCACUCCUUCCCGUGCAGAUGCCAGGAAAGAGCACCAAUGUGGGAGCCUGAGGCCUUGCCACACUGUCUUGGUUCUCAAUGGCUUCUGGGAAAUAGAAUCGUUUCUUUCUUUUUAUUUUUCUUUGUCAUCCAAGUAGACCACUGUCUGCUCUGCAGUGCUCUAAAAUAUUCUUAUGAGUGUGACCUGGAGGGGAUCUACACAGAGUCGUCGGGGCGCCCUGAAGGCG